Dicentrarchus labrax (European seabass) is the source of this 1406-nucleotide messenger RNA. Its product is annotated as gastrula zinc finger protein XlCGF49.1-like. The annotation marks the transcript as partial. The record is from RefSeq and is a predicted model, not a curated record. Gene Ontology annotation, cellular component: nucleus. Gene Ontology annotation, biological process: regulation of transcription by RNA polymerase II. NCBI's taxonomy places the organism in Eukaryota, Metazoa, Chordata, Actinopteri, Moronidae. Gene Ontology annotation, molecular function: RNA polymerase II transcription regulatory region sequence-specific DNA binding; DNA-binding transcription factor activity, RNA polymerase II-specific. The transcript has a single exon.
ACUGAAGACUCUUAUGAAUCUGAAACUGAUGAUAGAGACAAUGAUUUUAAAGAGACCAGGGAACCUCAGUCAGGUGAUGUUACCAAUAUAAAGCCUUUGAGCUGUUCAGUCUGUAAGAUAUGUUUUUCAUGGAGACAAGGUUUAUGUAGACACAUGAGAACUCAAACAGGUGAGAAACCAUUUAGUUGCUCAGUGUGUCACAAAAGCUUCAGUCGUAAGAGUACUCUGCAGAGACACAUGAGAAGUCAUACUGGUGAGAAACCAUUUAGCUGCUCAGUCUGCGAUAAAAGCUUUGGAUAUAAGAGUAAGCUGCAGUUGCACAUGAGAAGUCAUACUGGUGAGAAACCGUUUAGCUGCUCAGUGUGUAGUAAAAGCUUCAGUCAAAAGGGUACUCUGCAGAGACACAUAAGAAGUCAUACUGGUGAGAAACCAUUUAGCUGCUCAGUCUGCGAUAAAAGCUUUGGACAAAAGAGUAAGCUGCAGAGACACAUGAGAAGUCAUACUGGUGAGAAACCAUUUAGCUGCUCAGUCUGCAAUAAAAGCUUUGGAUAUAAAAGUACUCUGCAGGAUCACAUGAGAACUCACACAGGAGAUAAACCUUUCAGCUGCACAGUGUGCAAUAAAAGCUUUGGACAAAAGAGUAAUCUGCAGUUACACAUGAGGAGUCACACAUUCAGCUCAGUCUGCAGUUAAAGCUUCUGUAUUAAAAGUACUAUGCAGAGACACAUGAGAACUCACACGAGCAGCAAGAAAUGAAGAAUCCUGUUCAGCUGUUACAGACUAGAAACUAGACAUCAGAGAUGCACCAUGACAUCAGAACAACAGUGUCUGGUGGCUAGGUCUGUAACUAUUCUGAAUCAGAGUGAGUGAUGACAAUGUGACAAUGGAAAACAACUUUCUCCUCUUACGGGAUCGCUGGCUAACAACUCAGCAAGAGUUUACUCAUUUCUCCAGGAACCACUACACCACUGAACAUAGUGGGCAUAAAUAGCUACGCACAGUUUAACUGUGUUCAUGACUAAGCACCGGACUGCUUUACUUUUGUAAAUGUAAUGUAUUGAUCUGGUUUUAUUGUUGUGAUUUUGUUAUGGUUUAUGUUAGGUUACUGUGUUACUCAUGUUCUACACUGCUAUGGUGAUCUUAGUUAAAUGUUAUGUUCCACACAGAAACAGUCUUUGUACAAGUAAUUAUUUUUAAUUUGCCACUGUUCAUAUAAGAUCACCUCAGCCUUUAACACAACCACACACAGCAGAGAGGACCUUUAAAACUCAGCGUUGUCUCUGCUGAACAAGCUCAACAUACAGUGCAACACACCCACUCUGUUUUUGUUAUUUAGUUUACUGCAUUGUAGUUUGAUCAUAUUGUGUAUUUAUACUUUAUCUUUUUAAUAAAUGCUUUCAAAUAUA